Messenger RNA from Oryctolagus cuniculus (rabbit), 1172 nucleotides. RefSeq names its product annexin A11 (gene ANXA11). Gene Ontology annotation, biological process: phagocytosis; cytokinetic process. Lineage: Eukaryota; Metazoa; Chordata; Mammalia; Lagomorpha; Leporidae. Gene Ontology annotation, cellular component: nucleus; plasma membrane; vesicle membrane. Gene Ontology annotation, molecular function: phosphatidylserine binding; calcium ion binding; calcium-dependent phospholipid binding. The record is from RefSeq and is marked provisional.
GGCCCGGAGCUCCUGGAAGAAGUAGAUCGCAGCUCUCGAAAAGUCGUCCGAGAGAGCCGCUCACUGGGGCCAGAUCCAGCCAUGAGCUACCCUGGCUAUCCCCCGCCCCCAGGUGGCUACCCACCAGCACCAGGUGGCGGUGCCUGGGGAGGCGCCGGCUACCCUCCGCCCAGCAUGCCCCCCAUCGGGCUGGACAACGUGGCCAACUACGCAGGGCAGUUCAACCAGGACUACCUCUCGGGAAUGGCGGCCAACAUGUCUGGGACGUUUGGAGGAGCCAACGUGCCACCAAACCUGUACCCUGGCGCCCCCGGGGGUGGUUACCCUCCCGUCCCCCCUGGGGGCUUCGGGCAGCCCCCUCCCACCCAGCCGUCGGUCCCACCAUAUGGAGUGUACCCACCCCCUGGAGGAAAUCCACCCUCUGGGGUGCCCUCCUACCCUCCAUUCCCAGGGGCCCCCGUGCCAGGCCAGCCCAUGCCACCCCCUGGACACCAGCCCCCAGGGCCCUACCCUGGGCAGCCACCAGUGACCUACCCUGGGCAGUCUCCAGUGCCACCGCCUGGGCAGCAGCCGAUGCCAAGCUAUCCAGGAUACCCGGGGUCCGGGACCGUCACUCCUGCUGUGCCCCCAGUCCAGUUUGGAAACCGAGGCACCAUCACAGAUGCAUCCGGCUUUGACCCCCUGCGAGACGCUGAGGUCCUUCGGAAGGCCAUGAAAGGCUUUGGGACGGAUGAGCAGGCCAUCAUCGACUGCCUGGGGAGCCGCUCCAACAAGCAGCGGCAGCAGAUCCUCCUGUCCUUCAAGACAGCUUACGGCAAGGAUUUGAUCAAAGAUCUGAAAUCCGAGCUGUCAGGAAACUUUGAGAAGACCAUCUUGGCGCUGAUGAAGACCCCAAUCCUUUUUGACGCUUAUGAGAUAAAGGAAGCCAUCAAGGGGGCUGGCACCGAUGAAGCCUGCCUGAUCGAGAUCCUCGCUUCCCGCAGCAAUGAGCACAUCCGGGAACUGAACAAAGCCUAUAAGACAGAAUUCAAGAAGACCCUGGAGGAAGCCAUUCGAAGCGACACGUCAGGGCACUUCCAGCGGCUCCUCAUCUCCCUCUCCCAGGGAAACCGGGAUGAAAGCACAAACGUGGACAUGUCCCUCGUCCAGCGAGAUGUCCAGAGGGGAGCAGG